This is a messenger RNA of Salvelinus namaycush (lake trout), 1192 nucleotides long. RefSeq names its product leucine rich repeat containing 34 (gene lrrc34). The coding region runs from base 1 to 1152 and encodes 383 amino acids. The transcript has 9 exons. Lineage: Eukaryota; Metazoa; Chordata; Actinopteri; Salmoniformes; Salmonidae. The record is from RefSeq and is a predicted model, not a curated record. Gene Ontology annotation, molecular function: protein binding.
AUGGGAAGUAUUACAGAUGUUUACUCCUCUGUCUGCAAAGAACUAAAACUACGAACUAAUCGAUACAUUUUAGAAGUCCUGCAAGAGACGGAGGGGAAGACGGGAGACAUCACACUCAAACUGACUGGGAACGACAGGCUGAGAAAGGUAGAACAAGUGACCAACAAAGAUGCUCUCGCUCUGUCCAGAACCCUCCGAGACAACGACUCAGUGACAGGUCUGGACUUGAGGUACAACUGCAUCACAGACGAGGGGGCGGGACACCUCGCUGACCUCCUCAAGUCUAAUGAUGCCCUCCUGUCUCUGAGGCUGACUGGUAAUAAGAUAGGGAAUGGAGGAGCCAUGCACUUCGCCAGCAUGCUGCAGGUCAACUCUACACUACAGGAGCUGGACGUGGCCGACUCUGACCUGGGGACUCAGAGUGUGAUAGCGUUUGCCAUCGUCUUGAACAACAACAAGAGCCUCCGAUCUGUCAACAUCAGCAGACCUCUACUCUUCAGCCACCAGGAGGAAACAGCGGUCCAUCUGUCAGGUAUGUUGGUGGUUAAUCAGUGUCUGAGGGAGCUGCACCUGGGAAAGAUGGGCAUGACUGACUGUGGAGUGGAGAGACUCACUGACGCCCUGAGAACCAACUACACCCUCAAAUACCUGGACUUACGCUGUAACCAUGUGACUCGUGAUGGGGCGCGGUGUCUAGCAAAGGUCCUGAAGAACAAUGGAACCUUGGAGAUUCUGGACCUGGCGUUCAAUCGCAUCGAAGACGAUGGCGCCCUCUACCUCAGCCAGGCUAUCGCCCUGCCCACCUGCAACCUCAAAGCGUUGUCUAUCCCCAGUAAUAACAUAGCUACUGUUGGUCUGGUGUCUCUGUCUCGGGCCAUGCAGGCUAACAACACUCUGACACACAUCUACAUUUGGGGGAACAGAUUGGAGGAGCCUGUCUGUCAGGCUUUCAGUGAUCUGCUGUCCAGUGGUCGUCUGUCGUCGGAGCAGACCGAUGUGUGUGUGUACGAGGUGGACGGGUGUGUGUGUCUGGCUGAGGUCUUCCAUGGGCUGAAGAGGCACUACUACUGGACACCCAGCUACGGACAGGAUGUAAAUCCUGCUAGCAAUGCAGCUGUGACCCUCACAAAUACACAACUCUAUCCUAACUAACUCCUCACACACACCCUAAACCCUUAAUAAUACUACCCAC